AAAGUUGUUAGUACUUAUAAAAUAUUUCGGCUUUUAUCAAUAAAAAUUUAAUUAAUUUUGGGCUAAUAUUAAAAUUUAUCUGUCACCUUUCAUUAUCUAUAGUGUAGCAAAAUAGUUCACCUUAAACAAUUUUCUUUGUGAGUUGUAAUUGUAUGAGGAGGGUUAUAUUGUUUUGGGAAAGAUGAUAUUAGCCAGUUAAGUGAUAUAAAUAUACGAUGCCAAGUUCUAGGAUAAUUGUAACUUUCACGUAUUUUAACUAAUGCGUGACUAUUGCUAUCAUUGAAUAAUCAUCAACAUAACGCUAAACAGUAAAAAAAAAAAUGUCCCGAUCACUUGUGCCCAGUCAACAAAAAUUAGCUGAAAAGCUGAGUUUAAUUAAUGAUCGUGGUGUAGGAAUGCUUACAAGAAUUUAUAACAUUAAAAAGGCUUGUGGUGAUGCUAAAUCCAAACCAGCCUUUUUGUCAGAUAAAACAUUAGAAUCAUCUAUCAAAUACAUAAUCAGAAGAUUUCCCAAUAUCGACAUUAAAGGAUUGCAAGCAAUAACUCCUAUACGCAAUGAAAUUAUUAAAUCAUUAUCAUUAUAUUAUUAUACAUUUGUUGAUUUACUUGACUUUAAAGAUAAUGUUUGUGAACUUUUAACAACAAUGGAUGCAUGUCAAAUUAACCUUGAUAUAACCAUAAAUUUUGAGUUAACAUGUGCUUACUUGGAUCUUGUUACAACAUAUGUUACACUUAUGAUACUAUUAUCAAGAGUUGAAGACAGAAAAGCUGUUCUUGGCUUAUUUAAUUCUGCUCAUGAAAUGGUACAUAACCAAAGUGAUCUCAGCUUCCCGCGUUUAGGUCAAAUGAUUGUGGAUUAUGAUCCUCCUCUCAAAAAACUGACAGAAGAAUUUAUUCCUCAUACCAAAUUAUUAUACUCUGCUUUGCGGUCAUUAUGGCCAGUAUAUAUAAAUAGAAACUUAUCUGCAGAUAAAUGGAGGUCUGAUCAGAAGCUGAGUUUAGUGAGUAAUCCUGGCUAUUUGUUAAAGCCAUCUCAGACUGAAACAAUUUCAUGUGAAUAUUUAUCAUUAGAAACAAUGGAAAAAUGGAUAAUAUUUGGCUUUUUACUAUGUCAUCAAGCUCUAAGUCAAGAACAAGCCAACAAAUUAUGGUUAAGUGCUUUAGAAUCAAAUUGGGUUAUAGCCUUAUUUAGAGAUGAAACAAUAUUCAUUCAUUCAUUUAUACAAACAUUUUUUGAAACUAUUAAAGGAUACGGGAAACGAGUGUCCGAAUUAAAAGACGCAUAUAAUCAUGCCACUCAAAAAGCUGUUUAUAGACAUAGAGAGAGAAGAAAGUAUUUAAGAACAGCUUUGAAAGAGUUAGGGCUUAUUCUUACAGAUCAACCAGGACUACUUGGACCUAAAGUUUUACUUAUAUUUAUUGGUUUAAGCUUUGCUAGAGAUGAAAUUUGCUGGUUAUUAAGACAUAGCGAUAAUCCACCACUUCAAAAAAAUAAAGGGAAGUCAUCAGAGGAUCUUGUUGAUAGGCAACUCCCAGAGUUACUAUUUCACAUGGAAGAAUUAAGAAUGCUUGUGCGAAAGUAUAGUCAAGUAGUUCAAAGAUAUUAUGUGCAGUAUUUAACAGGUUUUGAUGUAAUUCAAUUAAAUCAGACUUUACAAAGUUUACCAGGCUUUACUGAAGAUGAAAGUGUUAUUUUAUCUUCUUUAGUCAAUAUAAUUUCUAAUCUAUCAGUUAAACAAGUUGAAGAAAAUGAAUUAUUUGAUUUCCGAGCUUUACGUUUGGAUUGGUUUCGUUUACAAGCUUACACUAGUGUUACUAAAGCUCCAGUUUCAUUAAUAGAACAUAGAGAGUUAGCAUCCCUAUUAGAUACUAUCUUCUUUCAUACAAAAAUGGUUGACUAUCUAGAUGAAAUGAUGGUAGAGACAUCUGAUUUAUCAACAUUUUGUUUUUAUAAUAAGAUGUUUGAGGAUCAAUUUCAUAUGUGUUUGGAAUUUCCUGCUCAGAACAGAUACAUUAUUGCAUUUCCUUUAGUUUGUAAUCAUUUUCAAAGCUGCACUCAUGAACUUUGUCCUGAAGAAAGACACCAUAUACGUGAAAGAAGUUUAUCAGUUGUUAAUAUGUUUUUGGAUGAAAUGGCAAAAGAAGCAAAAAAUAUUAUAACUACAAUUUGUGAUGAACAGUGUACCAUGAGUGAUAAGUUGCUGCCUAAACACUGUGCAUUAUUGAUUUCUCAAGUGGUAAACCGAAAAAAGAAGGAUAAAAAUAAAAAAAAUGGAUCAACUGAAAUUGAAAAACCAGGCAUUGAAAGUUUUAGAAAAACUCGUGAAGAUCUUACUACAAUGGAUAAACUUCAUAUGGCACUUACUGAACUGUGCUUUGCAUUAAAUUAUUGUUCUACAAUCAAUGUAUGGGAAUACACAUUUGCUCCAAGAGAAUAUCUCCAUCAGCAUUUAGAAAAUAGGUUUUCUAGAGCCCUUGUUGGUAUGGUCAUGUUUAAUGCAGAUACUGGAGAAAUAGCAAAACCUUCAGAACUUUUAGCUAGUGUACGAGCAUAUAUGAGUGUUUUACAGACAAUAGAAAAUUAUGUACAUAUUGAUAUAACUCGAGUUUUUAACAAUGCAUUGCUACAACAAACCCAACAAUUAGAUAGUCAUGGAGAAAAAACUGUUGCGUCAUCAUACACUCAGUGGUAUUCAGAAGUAUUGCUGAGACGAGUGAGUGCUGGCAAUAUAUGUUAUUCUAUGAAUCAAAGAGCAUUUGUUAGUUUGACUGCUGAAGGAGCUAUUCCAUUUAAUGCUGAAGAGUUUUCUGAUAUUAAUGAACUGCGCGGUUUAGCUGAACUUGUUGGACCAUAUGGUAUGAAGUUAUUGAAUGAAACUCUAAUGUGGCACAUUGCAAGUCAAGUUCAAGAAUUAAAGAAAUUGGUGGCCAGCAACAAAGAAGUUUUAUUAGCUUUGAGAACUAAUUUUGAUAAACCAGAAAUUAUGAAAGAACAAUUCAAAAAACUCCAACAUGUUGAUAAUGUUCUUCAAAGGAUGACAAUUGUUGGGGUAAUAUUGAGUUUUCGACAGUUAUCUCAAUCUGCUUUAGUUGAUGUGCUAGAAGAAAGAGUUCCAUUUUUACUUAGUUCAAUUUUAGAUUAUCGUAUGAGUUUACUUGGUGGAGAUGCUAUAGUUGUAAGUGAGAUGGCAUCAGCAGCUGGACUUCCUUGUAAAGUUGAUCCUACUUUAGCAAAUGCUCUUAAAAAUCAGAAAACCAGUGAUGAAGAUGAACAUUUAUUAGCUUGCUUACUAAUGGUUUUUGUUGCUGUGUCCAUACCUAAAUUAGCCCGUUCAGAAAAUUCUUUUUAUCGGGCAUCUUUAGAAGGGCAUGCAAAUAAUAUACAUUGUAUAGCUUUAGCCGUUAAUAAUAUAUUUGGUGCAUUAUUUACUAUUUGUGAACAAGGAGAUAUUGAAGACCGGAUGAAAGAGUUUCUAGCGUUGGCAUCGUCUAGUUUACUUCGUCUUGGACAAGAAGUUGACAGAGAGAUUACUAAAAAUCGUGAAUCUGUUUAUUUAUUACUUGAUCAAAUUGUUCAAGAAUCACCUUUCCUUACUAUGGAUUUAUUAGAAUCAUGUUUUCCGUAUGCACUAAUCAGGAACGCAUAUCAUGCUGUUUAUAAAAUAGAACAUUCCCAAGUUUAGUUAAGUGAUUAUAUGUAUUAUUCAAUGACUGUUAAUAAUUAUUGGCCAUAAUUUAUUUUUUCCACAAACUAUAUAUAUUAUUUAUCACUUAGUAAAAUGUAUAAACAUAAUGUAAUACUAAAAUUUAUAUUUUGUAAUAAUAUAUAACUCAAUUUAGAAAUAAGAUUUUGUAUACCAAUAUUUUAUCGAAAUUUGUAAUCAGUAUUUUAUUGAAAAUAUAAUUAAAUUGAAAAAAUGUUUUUAAAACAUUAUAUCCUAUAAACUAUAACUUGAUUUAACUCCAAUAAUUUUUUCACUCGACUUAAUUGUAUCAUUAGAUUUAAAUU
Daktulosphaira vitifoliae (grape phylloxera) is the source of this 4009-nucleotide messenger RNA. It is a transcript of the gene Hem, whose product is annotated as membrane-associated protein Hem. The record is from RefSeq and is a predicted model, not a curated record. The coding region runs from base 321 to 3683 and encodes 1120 amino acids. Gene Ontology annotation, cellular component: SCAR complex. The transcript is spliced from 23 exons. Gene Ontology annotation, biological process: cortical actin cytoskeleton organization; cell morphogenesis; cell projection assembly. NCBI's taxonomy places the organism in Eukaryota, Metazoa, Arthropoda, Insecta, Hemiptera, Phylloxeridae.